Messenger RNA from Vitis vinifera (wine grape), 4217 nucleotides. Its product is annotated as conserved oligomeric Golgi complex subunit 4. The record is from RefSeq and is a predicted model, not a curated record. The transcript is spliced from 4 exons. Gene Ontology annotation, molecular function: protein binding. NCBI's taxonomy places the organism in Eukaryota, Viridiplantae, Streptophyta, Magnoliopsida, Vitales, Vitaceae.
UUCUUGUAAAAUACAGAAGAACCCUAAUCUCUCACCUCCUGCAGUGGCUGACCUCCUCUGUCUUUCUUCUCCUCAACUGCUGAGGACCCACUAGGGUUUUCGAACCCCAUUACCCUGACGAAGCGAUUUUCAUCAAAGAUGUGCUCUUUUUGAUUCCCAUAAUCAAACCAAAUUCCAUGUUAACAAUGGUGUGAAAUGGAAUUGGAAUUGGCUUGAGUUUUGGGGCAAAAUAGUGGCAGGAAAAGAGUACCCUUUAUCCAUUCCAGUUGCUUAGAUUGGGUGACAGUGGCUUUUGAAUCCUGGACUAUUGGAGGUAGUCUUUAAAUUCUUCAAAAACCAGGAAAAAAAAGGGCUUGUUUUUCUCUUUGAUUAAAGGGCAUAUUCAGCUCUCCACUGAGUUCAGCACUUAUAAAUUUACAAAUGAAAAUGCACCGAGUUUUGCUUCACUCUUAUAGAACUGCAAUGGCUGCCCCUUUCCAUUUGGUUCUUCUCCCAAGGACCCCAUGGCGCACUCUUUAUUCUUCAUCAACCCACCAGCAACAACAACAUCAACAUAAACAAGAACCUCAUGUGAAACCUUCCCCAAUUGGGUCCCCAUCUCGAGUCCAAAAGCUUAUAGCCUCUCAAUCAGACCCUCUUCUUGCAAAAGAAAUUUUCGACUUAGCUUCCCUUCAACCCAAUUUCAAGCACUCUUACUCUUCCUUCCACAUUCUGAUCCUUAAACUUGGUUGGGCUCGUCAAUUCUCUCUCAUGCAAGACCUCCUCAUGCGCCUUAAAUCUGAACAGUACUCUAUCAAUCCAUCCCUAUUUUCUGACAUUAUUGAGAUCUAUGGUGAAGCCAAUUUGCCUGAUCAAGCCCUCAAGACCUUCCACUCUAUGCUUCAAUUUCACUCUAAGCCGCUGCCCAAACACUUGAAUCGCCUUCUUCAAUUGCUUGUUUCUCACCGUAACUAUAUCCGCCCUGCUUUUGAUCUCUUUAAGUCAGCUCACCGAUAUGGGGUUUCACCCGACACUAAGUCCUAUAACAUUCUAAUGAGUGCCUUUUGUUUUAAUGGGGAUCUUAGUAUUGCAUACACUCUGUUCAAUCAAAUGUUUAAGAGAGAUGUUGCACCAGAUGUGGAAUCGUAUCGGAUUUUAAUGCAGGGAUUGUGUAGGAAGAGUCAGGUGAAUCGAGCAGUUGAUUUAUUGGAAGAUAUGUUAAACAAGGGGUACGUUCCAGAUGCUUUGAGUUACACAACUUUGUUGAAUAGUUUGUGUAGGAAGAAGAAGCUUAAGGAGGCAUACAAGCUUCUCUGUAGGAUGAAGGUUAAAGGGUGCAAUCCCGACAUUGUUCAUUACAAUACUGUUAUCUUGGGAUUCUGCAGGGAAGGACGCGGUCUUGAUGCAUGUAAGGUUCUUGAGGAUAUGCCUUCAAAUGGCUGCUCUCCGAAUUUGAUGUCUUAUGGGACUUUGGUUAGUGGGUUAUGUGAUCAGGGGUUGUAUGAUGAGGCAAAGAAUUAUGUGGAGGAAAUGUUGUCAAAGGGGUUUUCUCUACAUUUCUCAGUCUUUCAUGCUUUAAUUAAUGGGUUUUGUAAUGUUGGUAAGCUUGAGGAAGCUUGUGAGGUGCUGAGGGAAAUGCUGAGGCAUGGGGAAGCGCCACAUACAGAGACCUGGGUGGCUAUUAUACCUAGGAUUUGUGAGGUCGACAAGUUGGUGAGAAUGGAGAAUAUUUUUGAUGAAGCCUUGAAGUUAGAGAUUACACCUAAUACAAGAUUAGUGGAGGCAGGUAUUGGCUUGGAGGAGUAUGUGAUCAGGAAGGUAAGAGAUAAAUCAAGGAAGGCUUGAUUAGUCACGAUGUCCAUGUCGUCGUCGUCGUUAUCGUCGACGAUGGAUGCUCCGGCCGAAGACCAAGUCACCGCCGCCUUACGAUUGGGCACGCCGGAGGCACUGGACCAGGUCCGCAAGCUGACGGACGUCGGAGCCAUGACUCGGAUCCUCCAUGAAUGCAUCGCUUACCAGCGUGCCCUAGAGCUCGAACUUGACAACCUCCUCUCCCAACGCACAGAUCUCGACAAGCAACUCUCCAAUCUCCAGAAAUCUGCUCAAGUUCUUGACAUCGUCAAGGCCGAUUCCGACCACAUACUCACCAACGUUCGGUCCACUUGCGAUCUCGCCGACCAGGUCAGUGGCAAGGUCCGCGAGCUCGAUCUCGCUCAAUCUCGAGUGAAUUCCACACUUUCUCGCAUCGAUGCGAUUGUAGAGAGAGGUAAUUGCAUCGAGGGGGUUCAGAAGGCGCUGGAGACUGAAGAUUAUGAGUCUGCCGCCAAGUAUGUGCAGACAUUUCUCCGAAUCGAUUCUGAGUAUAAGGAUUCUGGAUCGGAUCAGAGGGAGCAGCUCAUGGCAUCCAAGAAGCAGCUUGAAGGAAUUGUGAGGAAGAGGUUAGCGGCAGCUGUCGAUCAGCGGGACCACCCCACCAUUCUCCGAUUCGUUCGGCUUUUCUCGCCUCUAAAUUUGGAGGAAGAAGGAUUGCAAAUGUAUGUGAAUUAUCUGAAGAAAGUUAUUGGUAUGAGAUCUAGGCUUGAGUACGAACAUUUGGUAGAACUGAUGGAACAAUCCUCCGGAAAUCAAAGCAAUGUCAAUUUUGUUGGUUGCCUCACAAAUUUGUUCAAAGAUAUUGUUCUUGCUGUCCAAGAAAAUAGUGAGAUUCUUCGCAGUCUUUGUGGUGAGGAUGGAAUUGUGUAUGCCAUUUGCGAGCUUCAAGAAGAGUGUGAUUCGCGAGGAUCUUCCAUUUUGAAGAAGUACCUGGAUUACAGGAAAUUAGCUAGAUUGACUUCUGAGAUUAAUUCUUACAAAAACCGGCUCUCUGUUGGGGCUGCUGAGGGACCCGAUCCCAGAGAGAUUGAGUUGUAUUUGGAAGAGAUAUUGUCCUUGAUGCAGUUAGGCGAGGACUACACAGAAUUCAUGGUGUCCACUAUUAAGGGGUUGAGUUCAGUUGAUCCGGAAUUGGGUCCACGUGCUACUAAGGCUUUUAGAAAUGGAAACUUUAGUAGAUCAAUUCAAGAUAUAACUGGAUACUAUGUUAUUCUUGAGGGGUUCUUCAUGGUGGAGAAUGUGAGGAAAGCUAUCAACAUUGAUGAGCAUGUGCCAGAUAGUCUCACCACCUCAAUGGUGGAUGAUGUGUUCUAUGUUUUGCAGAGUUGCUUGCGAAGGGCGAUAUCAACUUCAAAUAUAAACUCAGUGCUUGCACUUCUUAGUGGUUCAAUUAGUUUGUUGGGUAAUGAAUACCAGGAAGCACUGCAACAGAAAAUGAGAGAGCCUAAUCUUGGAGCAAAGCUGUUCUUGGGUGGUGUUGGUGUGCAAAAGACUGGGACUGAGAUUGCAACCGCGCUGAAUAAUAUGGAUGUGAGCAGUGAGUAUGUCCUGAAACUGAGGCAUGAGAUUGAAGAGCAAUGUGCCGAGGUAUUUCCUACACCGGCUGAUAGAGAGAAAGUGAAAUCCUGUUUGUCCGAAUUGGGUGAGAUGAGCAACAUCUUCAAGCAAACCUUGAAUGCUGGCAUGGAGCAACUUGUGGCAACUGUGACACCCCGAAUCCGUCCAGUGUUAGAUAGUGUUGGUACCAUUAGUUAUGAGCUGUCAGAGGCUGAAUAUGCAGAUAAUGAGGUGAAUGACCCAUGGGUCCAGAGGCUACUCCACGCUGUUGAGACCAAUGCAACAUGGCUUCAGCCAGUAAUGACUGCCAAUAACUACGAUUCAUUUGUUCAUCUGAUCAUAGACUUCAUUGCAAAAAGGCUUGAAGUGAUCAUGAUGCAGAAGAGGUUCAGCCAGCUUGGAGGUCUUCAACUUGAUAGAGAUGCAAGGGCACUGGUACACCAUUUCUCCAGCAUGACACAGAGGACUGUCAGAGACAAGUUUGCUCGUCUUACCCAGAUGGCAACCAUCCUUAACUUAGAGAAGGUUUCCGAGAUCCUAGAUUUCUGGGGUGAAAACUCAGGUCCCAUGACCUGGAGGCUAACUCCGGCAGAGGUGAGGAGAGUGUUAGGUCUGAGGAUCGAUUUUAAACCUGAAGCAAUUGCAGCUCUCAAGUUGUAAUCCCCUCCAGUUUUUUCAUUUUCCUUGUGUAGGUUUUCUGCUUCUUUUAAAUCCAAUUUUUUCAAAUCGUAUAUUUAAGGGAGACAGACAGCUACCCACCAUGGGGAUUUCUUCCCUCUCCCACUCCGUUGUUUGCUAUAUGUCGGAUA